Molecule: messenger RNA, 5112 nt
Organism: Polistes canadensis
Lineage: Eukaryota; Metazoa; Arthropoda; Insecta; Hymenoptera; Vespidae
Product: discoidin domain-containing receptor 2-like
Exons: 17
Coding region: 629-3619 (996 amino acids)
Biological process (GO): positive regulation of kinase activity; multicellular organism development; protein phosphorylation
Cellular component (GO): signaling receptor complex
Molecular function (GO): protein tyrosine kinase collagen receptor activity; collagen binding; ATP binding
Source: RefSeq, a predicted model, not a curated record
UACUCGCGGAUCGUAAGUUCAGUCUGCGACUAGGCAGCGCGCCUUCUACGUCGCGUAAACGCGUUUAACUUCGGAAUUCUAUCUUAAUCCACAAUCUGUCAUUAAAUCAUAACCCUAAAACCAACCCCCCCAACCCCCCGUAACCCGUUCCGCCAGCCAGCUCACCACCCGUCGAUAAUAAUUAUAUUAGAUCUCAUAUUAUGGAAUUAAGGAGGAUUUAUCUGUAUAGAUAUAUCGAUGUCAGAUUGAAAUAUUAAAUCGUGAUUUAAUGUUAAGACACUUAAUUUUAGAUCAUUGUGAUGAUCAUCACUUACAAAGAACAAUUAAAAGCUCGUGGUGUAAGGAUAAGAGAUAGGCAGCAACAAGUAUCAACAUCAUAAAGAUUUAUCUUAAAACGUUCCCUCCUUCUUCCGAAGAUGGGGAGAUGUGAACGCAAGAAAUGUCAUCAACGUGAUCCUUUCUCAUACGUAUCGUAUACCUCUAAAAAGAGAACCUGAAGCAAGCGAAUGUGCGAAUUGGGGUUAUUUUCAUCCUACGGGACGGUAACAGGAAGACCCGUCGUCGUACCUGGACUCUUUUCCGUCGGUUGUUCUACGCUCUCACGAGGCCACUGCUACCGUCGGAAAACAUGAAGAACGAUCGUCCGACGAUGAUUCUCAGCUUUUGCGCGCUCCUUCUACUACUGAGACCUGACGUCUGUUCCUUGGAAAUACGAUCAUGCAAUCAGUCGUUAGGUAUGGAAUCCGGUGAUAUUCCAGAUUCUUCCAUCACUGCAUCAUCGUCGUACGUAACUAAUGUUGGUCCGCGUAAUGGAAGACUGCGAAAGGAAACGGCGGGUGGUGCAUGGUGUCCGAGGAGUCAGAUUGAAAGAGGAAUUCGUGAGUGGUUGCAAGUGGAUCUUCCGGGAGGUCACGUGAUCACUGGGGUGCAAACGCAAGGUCGUUUCGAUCAUGGUCGUGGCCAGGAAUACGUCGAGGAGUAUACUCUUGAGUAUCGACGACCGACAUUUACCGAGUGGCGUCGAUAUAAACGUUCAAAUAACCAAGAGGUUUUCCCUGGCAACAGCGACACGUCUACGGUGAUCUCACAUAAUCUCGUACCGCCAAUUUUUGCUAGUCAAAUUCGGAUCUUGCCACAUUCGGUUCACAGACGUACGGUUUGUCUUCGUAUCGAGUUGAGAGGUUGUCAAGAUACCAGUGGCAUCGUGAGUUACACAAUACCGGAAUCACCUAUGGAGGAACUCAGUGACACUUCGUACGAUGGUAAAAGGCAGUACAACUCGUUGCUGACCGAUGGUUUGGGCCGACUGAUAGAUGGCGAGGUCGGCGCAGAUAAUUACAGGCUGGACAUGGGAGAUGGAAGAGGAACCGGUUGGGUUGCUUGGAUGCGUGAUACCUUUCCUAACGAUUUCGUAGAAAUUAUUUUAGAAUUUGAAAAUUAUUGGAUAUUCGAAGCUGUAUACAUUUACACGAACAAUUACUUUUCUCGAGAUGUUCAGGUAUUUUCAAAAGCCGAUAUUUGGUUCAGUCAAGAUGGCGAAUAUUACGAAAACGAACCUAUCGCUUAUUCUUACAUACCAGACAUUGUAUUGGAAAAUGCACGAAAUGUGACGAUAGGACUUCGCGGUAGGCAAGGAAAAUUUCUUAAAUUUCAUCUUUAUUUCGCAGCACGUUGGAUCAUGAUAGGCGAGAUUAUGUUCGAUAAAUCAAAUCCAUACGAAAACUUAACGGAGGAUACUACAUUGGUAUUGGAAGAUGGUGAAAUCCCGGUCAGUCCAAAUGCAGAUCUCAAUCUCAAUUUGCAAACAGUAACAGCCCCAAGCGAAGGACAAGAUUAUUUAGAAGUAUUGAUUGGCGUAUUAACAGCUAUUAUACUUCUCUUAGUUAUGGUAUUCCUAGUGAUUUUAUUAUUAAAUCGACGACAAAAGCUUCAAAGUUCACCAACCGUACUUAAAAAUCCGUUUGGAUUUACGAUUAAUAUGAAGGGACUACUUUUAAAUUUAACACCUGGCGGCAUGUUAAAUGAUGGAGGUAAUCAUGCAUCGGUUGACGCACCAGAAGACGUCAGUGUUCACGAGUCAUUAACAAUGGAACAAUUCGAUUCACCGUUGGUUAGUCCGCAUUAUAAAUCCACUUAUGCUAUCGUAGCUAAUUCUGAACCAUCGAAAGAUUCGGACAAUUCAACGAUUUCGGAAGAAAACGUACGAUUGAACAAUCGAACGGAUUCGAUAUUGGAACCACCGCCGAGUCGUUCAUCUUCUCCAACCGAAUCAACUUCCCGUCACGUACAACAUUACAGAACACUGCAAAAUUACAGCAGUUCUAAUAGUAACAAAUUUAACAUAAUAACAACGACGACAACGACGACAGCAACAGCAACAACAAUUGCAACAACAACAACGGCAACAGCAACACCGACAACAAUUGCAACAACGACAGGAACAGCGACAACAACAAAUUAUCGUCGGGAUAUUGAUCGAACUCAUUCGAAACGUUGGCAUACAACACCUAAAGAAAAAUCUGUUGGGUUGCAGCAUAACAAUGCUACGUCAAUUAACAAGAUACCCGCACCCGUCGUCACUUGGAACAUAGCUCCUAGCAUGAACAAGCCAUACAAAUGCAAGGAAAUCGAACCCACCGGUAUAAACCGACUUUGCUUAAGAACCACGGAGAAACUUGGCUCGAGCAUUAUCGGAGAAGCUAUCGUUUGCGAGACCGUAGACCUGGACGAUGUUAUAACAAGUGCCCCAAGAUUGGUCGUGGCCCGUGUACCAAGUUGUAUCAACGACAUUCGAAGUGGGCACAUCAGCAUCAGCAGCAGCAGCAACAGCAGCAACAGCAACAACAACAACAACGCUGGAGGGAUCGGCAUGUCCUGUACGAACGAUCAAAUGAGAGAAGUGAGCUUUCUAUCUGGAUUGUCCGAUCCAAAUGUGGCAAGGAUCUUGGGUGUCUGUGCAGCCGAGCCAGCACCGUGGACAAUCAUCGAGUACACCGAACUCGGUGAUCUUGCCCAUUAUCUUCAGUACAGCGUACCGCUUACAGGAACUUUAAGACCGACCUGCAAUCUAAAGACCCUCAGUCAAAACUGUCUACUAUACAUGGGUACGCAAAUAGCUUCGGGUAUGAGAUACCUCGAAUCAAAGAAUCUGGUACACAAGGAUCUCGCUGCCAGAAAUUGCUUGGUUGGCCGAUCCUACGCCGUGAAAGUUACCGAUAUCGCAAUGUGCAGCGAUCUUUACAAGAAGGAUUACAGCGACAUUGGUGCUGGUAGACCACCAGCACCGAUCAGAUGGUUACCAUGGGAAAGUAUACUCUUGGACAGGUAUACCUGUGCCAGUAGUACCUGGUCAUUCGCAGUCACGCUUUGGGAAGUUAUGAGUUUGGCUAGAGAAAAACCAUUCCAACAUCUUACCAAUGAACAAGUUAUUAGAAACGCCGAACAUAUGUAUUAUGGGGAAGAAUCACAAGUAUUUCUACCAAAACCAACGAUGUGUCCGGAUGACGUUUACAAAAUGAUGUGUUCAUGUUGGAGAAGAGACGAAGAAGCUAGACCAUCUUUCAAAGAUAUUUAUUCGUUCCUAAAGAACACAAUUUCGGAUUAUCGACCAGGCACAUAACAUCGAUAAACAAUGAACGAAUUGUUCCGAGUAUAUAUCGAAUGACAACGUUAUCGGAUGAUGGGGUGCUAUGAGUAAUCUGAAACGAUAUUCGCCAUACCUUUCAUUUGAGCUUCGGCACUUAUUGUUAGGUGAUAAAUCUUUAGGAAAUACUUUGAAAAAUAAAAUACACGACCGGCACAAAACAUUUUGCUCCCCCGUUUUUUAAUGUUCGAGAGUCUGAAAGGAACUUUUCAUCGACGAAAACACACACGCAAAAGAAAAUAAAAGAAAAAAAAGAAAAAAGAAAAUUAAGAAAUGCGUAUUUGCGUUAGAAUGUAAUAGAUCUAAACGCAUUAACCUUAACCUAUCUCGCUCUAGAUCCGUCAAAUGAACUUCCGUAAACGCUAACUAACGGUUUAUUUGCUGCUGAUUGGAUUGCGAACAAUUAGCUACACGUUUCGCGUUAAUACGAUAAACGUGUCAAAUGAGAGAGACUGCCAGUGUGUAUAUGUGUGUGUGUGUGGGUACAUGUGUCUGUGUGUGCGAAUGUAUGGCUGUGCGUAUAUGCGUAAUAUGUGUGUAAAUUCGAUAAACAAACAAAAAAUAUCAAGUAAAUUUAUGUAUUUUUCCUACGUGGGGGAGACAAUUGUUAGGAUCAUUAUUUUUCUUUGAAAAUCUUUUCAUCUUAGCCUGAUAAUUAAAAAUGUCAUUAUCUUUUUUUCAAAUAUGACUUAUAAAAAGAACGAGGAAGGAAAACAAAUGCGAUAAAUCCUUCCUUGAAAUUAUUUGUUUUAUUGUUGUCUUCUUCUUCUUAUUGGCAAUCAAAAUUUUUAUCAGUAUGCUUUUAAAUUCGUUGAAAAUAUUUCAAUAUUUGAUUAAUUAAUAAAUUAAUCCACCACCUUUUUUCGGAUUUCUUCGAAUUUAUUUGUUUUUUUUUAUUUACGAUCUAAAUGUAAACGUUGGUUACAAUUAAAAUCCUAACGACCGAUCAAAUUUCAAACAAUCGUAAAACGUUCCCCAGCCACCUUGGAAUUAUUUCCUUUCUACCACGAGCAUAAAUUUCAUUGUGUACAGUAUUGUGAAAUCGGUAAUGUGUAAUGAGCACGUUAUCACGAUUAUACGAUAAGUCUAUAACACUGUACAUAUUAAGAACAAAACUAAGGAAAAGAAAAAUGAAAAAUUUAAAAAUGAAAAGAAAAGAAAAGAAAAAAGAAAAAAAAGAAGAAACAAAAAAAAUAAUAAUCUAGAACAAUAUGAGCGAAUUAAACUAAUCGAAAUCGUGAAGAUUUUUACGGUGCUACUACGCUUGUUAGAGAAUCGGAUGAUCGAUUAUCUUUGGGUUUUUAUUUAAAUAAUAAUUAUUAUAAUAAUAAUAAUAAUAAUAAUAAUAAUAAUAAUAAUGAGAGCGAGAGAGAGGAAAGUGCGUACGUGAUACGAAAAUUAAAUUCGUUUAAUCAUUUAUUAUCUAAUCGAUCGAUCUCGAAUAUAUUUAAUAACACAUUGUUCGAAAC